AUGUGGCACAGCCACGCUGCCCAAGUCCCUUGUGCCUGCCGAACAACUAGUUGCCUCAAACUUCCCGAUUGCAAGAUUUUCAUAAAAGAUUUCGUCGAAUUGGGAACUGGUUCUGGACUGGCGAGUGUUUUGCAACAGGAGCUUAACCAGUUGAAUGGAGCAGCCGCAAGCCCUUGUGUUUCCUCUCUCCCCGUAUCCGAGCCUUUGCCAUCUAGAGCUUCUCAAAGACCAGGGCCGCCAACGACAGCAACAUCGCCUCAGAGAAAGUCGCAUCCUGAUCUAUUUUUUCACAGUUUCGGAUCGAGGUUGGCAAGCAUGGGUAGGUGUGUAGCCGAUGCAGGAUACGCCCUCUUUCAAAACUCCAAGGUCGUUGUGGCAAAGUACAGAGGCUCAGUUAACAAAGCAAGUAAGCUUCUUACUACCACAACUGGACUUAUUAUUGCUUGUGUGGCUUUAUGGUCAGCCCUUGGUGCUAUGAUGGAUGGUAGGAAGGCUGUGAGAAUAGCUGAGUGGACGGCUAGGAAAGACUACUGGGAGUCUUGUGAAACAAUUGAAGACCAGGAGGACGGGUGUGACAGAGUAACAAAAGCACCCCUGGGUCCACCGCCGCACACGUUCUCUGGAGACAAUCAACAAAAUGGACUACUGGCUGGAGAAGCCGGAGAGCUCCAGCCUGCCCAGUCACCUGGCACCGGAGUAGCAAACAGCUCGGGUGUUGAUUUUCACCAUUCUUCCAUGACAGGCACUUCACGCCGAGUGAUUUUUGGCAGUGGGUUGGAAACCAGUUUUGACUUCAAGCCCACUGCAACUACUCUUCCUUUACUCCGAAUGGACACCGGAACGACCUCGGCCCUCAUAAACGUUGACGUAUCUAGACGAGAAGGGGGCCGGAAACUUCCGUCACCUGUUCGACCACGACUUCUGCCGUCAAUCCCCGCGGCAAUCUGGCCAUCGGACCUGCCGUUAAUCCAAGCAUCAACUCCUCUGCCGGGGUUCUCGUGUCGUAUCUGCAAGGCCACACUGAAAUUAGGUUUUGAUGAGCCACCAGAACACCCCUGGGAUCACAAUAAUUGUUACUUUGUUUCUUGGUACUGGUCAUGCAUUGAUGAAGCUCUUUAUGGACUUUCUCACCAGCGCGUAGACAGUCGUCCUCGUGGUAUGGUCCUACAUAUCAAUGAUAUUCUCAGAAAAAAUGCGGAAACAACAGAUGAUGGUGGUGAAGUCGACACUGACCUGACACAGCUCUCAUGGCAAAGGAACUUCAAACAAGUUGUCGAAGCUCUCCUCUAUCGGGUGUACUUUGUCUACAAUGGUGAUGAAAAGCACGGGGGGCCGCCCUAUCCUGAUGACGGAUCCAAAAAGCGCAUGGUUGAGCCUUGGAUAGAUAAGAUUGGUGGGAUUCUGUAUUACUGGAGGAGGGUGGAGAAAGAGGGAAGGGCUCACUAG
Podospora pseudopauciseta is the source of this 1446-nucleotide messenger RNA. RefSeq lists its product as uncharacterized. The transcript has 3 exons. Lineage: Eukaryota; Fungi; Ascomycota; Sordariomycetes; Sordariales; Podosporaceae. Bases 1 to 1446 code for a protein of 481 amino acids. The record is from RefSeq and is a predicted model, not a curated record.